Nannospalax galili (Upper Galilee mountains blind mole rat) is the source of this 1547-nucleotide messenger RNA. RefSeq names its product reticulocalbin 3 (gene Rcn3). The transcript has 7 exons. Gene Ontology annotation, molecular function: calcium ion binding. Gene Ontology annotation, cellular component: endoplasmic reticulum. The coding region runs from base 228 to 1211 and encodes 327 amino acids. The record is from RefSeq and is a predicted model, not a curated record. Lineage: Eukaryota; Metazoa; Chordata; Mammalia; Rodentia; Spalacidae.
CCACCGCGGGCCGAGCCAGGACUUUGUGGACGUGGCGAAGCGCGUCCUGGGCAUACCCUAGAGCUCAUUGGCUCCGCCCCUUGCCCCUUCCUGCACUCCCAUUGGUCGGAGGGCGGGGCCUCUACGCGGCCGGAGGCGGAGCCUGGCUGGAGGGCGGCCAAAUUGGACAUUUUUGCGUGGACACAGAGCACAGCGUGGGGAGCGAAUCCAGGCCGGGGACCAGUGAGAUGUGGCGAUCGUGGUUGCUGCUGCUUCUCUUGCUGCUGAGGCGCGGGGUGCAAGCAAAGCCGUCCCCUGACUCUGGCCCUCACGGCCAGGGUAGAGUGCAUCAAAGGACCCCCCUGAGCGAGGUCCCCCAUGAUGACGUCCAUGGGAACUUCCAGUACGACCACGAGGCGUUCCUAGGACGGGAUGUGGCCAAGGAAUUCGACCAGCUCAGCCCGGAGGAAAGCCAGGACCGGCUGGGGAAGAUCGUGGACCGCAUGGACCGCGCCGGGGACGGCGACGGCUGGGUGUCCUUGGCCGAGCUCCGCGCGUGGAUCGCGCACACGCAGCAGCGGCACAUCCGGGACUCGGUGAGCGCCGCCUGGCACACUUACGACACGGACCGCGAUGGACACGUGGGUUGGGAGGAGCUGCGCAAUGCCACCUACGGCCAUUAUGAACCGGGGGAAGAAUUUCACGAUGUGGAGGAUGCAGAGACCUACAAGAAGAUGCUGGCUCGGGAUGAGCGACGAUUCCGGGUGGCCGACCAGGAUGGUGACUCAGUGGCCACUCGGGAGGAGCUGACAGCCUUCCUGCAUCCCGAGGAGUUCCCUCACAUGCGGGACAUCGUGAUUGCUGAAACCCUGGAGGAUCUGGACAAGAAUAAAGACGGCUAUGUCCAGGUGGAGGAGUACAUCGCGGACCUGUAUUCUGAGGAGCCUGGGGAGGAGGAGCCGGCCUGGGUGCAGACCGAGCGCCAGCAGUUCCGGGACUUCCGAGACCUGAACAAGGAUGGGCGGCUGGAUGGCAGUGAAGUCGGCCACUGGGUGCUGCCCCCAUCCCAGGACCAGCCCCUGGUGGAGGCCAACCACCUACUGCACGAGAGUGACACAGACAAAGACGGCCGUCUGAGCAAAGCCGAGAUCCUCCACAACUGGAACAUGUUUGUGGGCAGCCAGGCCACCAACUAUGGAGAGGACCUGACCAGACACCAUGAUGAGCUCUGAGCCCUGAGACUGCUCAACCGUGACACCAUAGGAGGGACAGCUGCAGCCAGCCCCUCCCUGCAGGGCACAGCCCCAGUGUCUCCAGCUCCUGGGCUUUCAGGGACCCACUCAGACUUCUCUCCCUGAGACCCCUCUGCCCCCACCCUGAGGCCACAACCUGCCCAAGACACUCUCAGGCCUCCAAAGGACAGGUGAUCCCCAUUCUCAUUGGUACCGUCUACCAGCUCAGACCCAGGAACCCUCACUUCAGCCCUAUCCCUCAAUCUGAGCCUCAAUCACCCAGAUGCCCUGCACUGCCCUGCCAGGGAGCAAUAAAAGCCAUUUUGGGGGCACCCU